Messenger RNA from Anneissia japonica, 6752 nucleotides. RefSeq names its product cAMP-regulated phosphoprotein 21-like. The record is from RefSeq and is a predicted model, not a curated record. Lineage: Eukaryota; Metazoa; Echinodermata; Crinoidea; Comatulida; Comatulidae. The coding region runs from base 262 to 3672 and encodes 1136 amino acids. The transcript has 16 exons. Gene Ontology annotation, molecular function: nucleic acid binding.
GCAACUGAAAUGUCAGCGUUGAUGUUGUAUUGAUUGAAGGCAGGCAGUCUCAUGUCAAAAGGCUUUGUUUUCUAUACUCUUCAGCCAUUCUCCAGUCUGCCUACGUUGGUUGUAGUAUAUGCUUAUAUCAUGAUGAAAGCUCUAUACUUAUAUAUAGAUUAGUUUUGUCCUAUUCUGGACACACACAAGGAAUUAAGCUUGGUGGGCUAUGUUAGCAGCCAUCUUAAGCUAAUGUGUUGCUGUGGUUGCAGGCAGACUUAGAUGAAUAUAGAUACAUUUUAUGACAUUUUUAGAUACACCAAGAUGACAGCUUCACCAGAUCAAGCAGUUGUUGAUGUUGCUACAGACACAAUUGUGGAACAGCAACAACAACAACAGACACAAGAGCAACAUUUAGGAUUAACUAUUGGGGAACAAACACAAGAAUCAGCUACAGCCGAGAGUGCAAGUCCAGUUAAAACUGAGAAGAAAACAUGCUCGGGAUCAAGUUCAAAAUCAGAUGUAAAGCAUGAUAAUGGGCGCGAGAAAGGCGACAGUAGGCGGGAGAAAGGAGACAGCGGGAAACGUUUAGAAUUCAGCAAGCGGGAAUCUAGGUCACUUGAUGCCCAAAGUAAAAAAUAUGAACACAAAAACUCUAAGACACGCAGAGGACCACUACUUAAAAGUAAAUCAGAAGAAUCUCGCAACGAUAACGGAUUACGCAGACAAGGUUCGCGCGAAAGCGAUACGCAGCCACGUCGCUCUUCGGGUAACAAGAAACUUGUACGGAGUAAAGCUUUUGAUAAGGAUACUUACGAAAUCUCCAAUCAGGUGAGUGAUGUGCCGCCACGGCUCAAGAUGAAGGCAGACAGUUCCGACUACCCAUCACCUAGAAUUGUGAGGCAGCACAGUGGUACAAGGAGUGAGCCAGCACUGUCAAGAGAUUCCAGCAUGGAUGACCAGAGUCACCGGCCAAUAGACUCCACAGGUACAGACGUCUUACAGUUUAUCAUCAAGGCUUUGCAGACCCAAAAGGACCGUAAACACCUUCUUGAUUUUGAGCAUGAUGUUUUGGAAUUCUUAGAUUCAGGAGAAGAGGAAAAAAAAUUUCCCCCAAUGAACUCAUACCAACGGAUGCUUCUACAUCGAGUUGCAGUUUUGUUUGGCCUAGAGCACAAUGUUGAUGACACAAAGAGCUAUGUUAUUCUCAACAAAACACAGCAUAUGAGAAGACCUGACCAGAAGUUUCAGGAUUAUAUCAAGGAUGACCCCGUGCCAACAACAAUUCUUAAACGAAGUGGUGAACAAACUGCAGACUACUCAAGUAUGGGACGACCAUUCGACAAAGAUUUGAACAAACAGAAUAAAUCAUUUGAAGAAAGAAAAGAAAAUUAUGAAGAACUACGGCACAAGCUCUUUAGUGGAGAUAAGGAACCGCAGGAAGUACCAACAAUUCAAAGACCAAAUAGGCUACUAGUGAACAGCAACAGGAGGCAGGAUUCCGGCACAUCCGAUGAGUCCAUGAGGAGUUAUUUCGAGGACCGCCCAUGGAGCAGCGUGGAGUCGAGCGGCUCCGAGAGGCAGCAUCCCACACAUAUAAUUAAGGCUAGCAGUUUUGCUGGCGUAACAAACAGAAAUAGCUUUAACAGGAAAGACAGCAGUAGCAGCUGGAGUAGUAGUGGCAGUAGUAAUCGUGGAAGUCUUUCAAAGCUGGCACGAGUUGUUAUUUUGGAACAACCGUGUUGUCCAGAUUCUAGCGAACAAAGGACAGGGAGUCCACAGUAUCGUCCGUCACCUCAGUUUCCCGUGUUCAGCCAGCCGUUUAUAUCACAACCAGGUCAUCAAAUAACUUAUCAGCCAGUGCAGCCUAUGGCACAAGUAUCAUCAUGGCAACAUAGUAACAUUACCGGCCACUCCCAGCAGCAGAUGCCAGCCAACUCCGGUAUGAUCACCCCUGGUAAUAUUUCCUCGCCCACCAUAUUAUAUAGCGCUCCCAGUAUAGAGUCGGUUCCGGCUGGUAGCAUUCUGUAUAAUCCACACACAGGGUCACCUUACCAGAACCAAGAUGGCACACCCCUUGUGUACCACCCUGGUAUGAGUAGUCAGGUGACAGCAAAUCAGCCAAUCACAAACCAAAACCUACAACAAGUGCAACUACAUCAACAGAUAGUGAACCAAGGUCAGAUGCAACAAUCUCUCCAAACAGCAGCACCAAUGAACAUCAACCAAUUACAAAAUCAGCAGCAUUUAAACCAACAAAUAACAGCUCCCAGUCAACAUAUACCCUCGCAGGUUUAUGGUACCCAACCGGUCUUAUUACACCAACUACCUCAUCAGACCUCAGGGGAGUAUCCAGAUGUCACAGUGCAACUCCAAACCAUGAACAUCAACAGACAACCUUCCAAUGAAAGUGAUCCAAAUCAACAACAGCAACAGCAGCAGCAGCAAGUCAUGCAUCAACAACAAAUGGUAGGACAGGUAGUUCGACAUCCAGGUGUCAUGUCAGGAUUCCAGGUGCAGGGGACAGGUACACCAGGUGGGGCACCCACCCAACAACAGCAACCCCCACAGGUUUUAUUUUGUCCACCAAAUCAGAAUCAACCACAGGUGACACAGACUCAAAUAACCUACCAGGUACCUGCACAGUUUGUCCAGCAACAGCAAGGUCUAACCAUGCAGCCACUUACUCCAGCUCAACUCAGUUCCCAACAUCAACAACAACAGCAGCAACAGCAGACACACCAAACAACAACUCCAGUAAUAUACCAAACACAACCCCAACUCCUUGGCCAACAGCAGCAGCCUUUGCCAACACAAGGUGGAUACCAGCAUAUACCCAUCAGCAACCUGCAUCACCAGCAACAGCAGCAGCAGCAACAGCAACAAAUACUCUACCAGCCUGUAUAUGACCCUCAGGCGUCACAUCCACAGGGCUUCGGUUCAAAUCUCCAGAUUGUCUACCAAACAACGCCAAACACCACGCAGCUUCAGACGCACAAUGUUCAAGAUAUUCACAGGUCAACUUCUCCUGGCUCCCAGAUACUAGCAGCGCCCAUAGUCAGUCAGGUACAAGCCCAGACGCCCAUGGCUUACGUGCACAUGCACCAGCAACACCGUCCCCAGUCCCCACACAGCGGGAGCCAAUACAGUUCACAUUCUGUUCAGGGUAGCAAGUCACCUUCGCCACAGCAGGCCGUGUUGCAAUACCAGCAGAGGAUCACCCCAGGCAGCGAUAUUAGAUCACCUAGGCCUGCUCUCUACAUGGAGCAACAUUCAACAUUAAGUCCAUCGAUGUCUCCAGCACAGAGUCCAAGUCCAAGCAGAGCAGACAGCUUAGAAAAAGGUGUUACUGGAAGGCAAAGGCACUCAGCUACACUGCACUCUGAGCAGGGAAGUCAGGAGGAUCCGAGCCAAGAUGACUUAAAUGUACUGUACGUAGUUGGUAUCCCUGUGGAUGCAACCGUAAUGGAGGCAGAGUCUAUGCUACAUGAAGUAGUCAACUUGGGAGCCCAAAUAACAUGGACAAAACGUAACAGUGGCUUACCGGGGAUAGCAGACCGAAAUGACAAGGCUACGGAAUACACUAUACGGGCGCUUCUACCAACAGCGGAGCACGCUCAGAGGGUGCAUCGCAGUAUAUCUAGCACAAACUAUCAACUUCUACUGCACAAGACGGAUUCUGCUAAUUUAUAAUCGUUUUAUUUUUGUAAACAAUUAGUGUUUGUAUUAACGUCUUUCACUGGUCACAUCUAUUGUUCCUUUAUUAAAUUUUAAAACAGGUUUCAUAUGCUUUUUGUCUAUCUGAGUACAGUAUAUAAUUCUUAAUUGAUGUUAUAGAUGCCUGUAGAAAUUGAGAAUUUAAUGACAUGAAUAAUUGCAAUAGUGUUUUCUAGUGCAAGACUGAUUUAUUUGUCUUUUAUUUUUUGUCUGUCUGACCAUUUGUACUUGAUGAAUUUUAACGACUGUUCUUCUGUCAAUUUUACAUGUUAAUCUAUAAAGUAGGUUUCUCUUUAAGUUAUUAGAACUUUUGUUGAGAAAUUCUACUAUUGUAUUUCGUUUUUUUAUGGAGAUAACUGAUUUGAUAUACAGCUCGUAUUGAUGUUGUUGGCUUAGUUCAUGUGAAAUACUUUGAUUUGAGACCUGUAAUUUCAAUCAUUAUUCAGUGGUUGAAUAGAAAAUUCUGUCCUGUAGUCUUAUACAAAUAUGAUCAAUGUGUUGCGUGAGACAGUGGGUGUGUGUAUCAAGAGAGAGUGGGGUGUCUGUAUGUGGGUAUAUUUGUAUGUAUUUGAAGCCAUAGAUAUGUCCAUGUGUAUCAUAGAGGGCAAUCCUUUACUUUAUGGGUUUAAAUUAGUGUGUACAUUGUCUCAAAUACUUAAGGGAUAUAAAUUAUUUCCUACAAAAAAAAAAUAUAGCGACUUAGCAAAUGUGAGGUGUAUUAAUAGGGAAAAUGAAUUAUUCCUAACCACAGAAAAAUCACUACUGUGCAAUAACACACCCCUGCCAGGUAUUCUCCACAUAUUGUGAGUAAAAUUUUAACUCCUUUUGCAAGAUUUUCCACUCCUUGGGGUAAUUCUCAAUCCCUGAGGGAAAUCCAACUGGUAAUAAAUUACCCCACCCCUAGUACAGAAUAGCUCACCCUUACUGCAUUAUACCCCUUAAGUAUUUCAUAUUAAUGUAUGAAAUAUUUUAUACCCCUAAAGUAAUUGUCUGGGGUGUAUGUGUCAACAUUUGUUUUAAUUAUAGUGUAUGAGAGAGUGCAUUUUAUCUUUGAUUUUCAUAUUUUAAAAAUAUAAAUUAAGUCAUCUAUUUGCUGUGAAUAGUAGUAUUGGGUUUGAGUAGAGAUGUAAGCCAGCUAAUACUACUACUAGAUAUUAAAUUAAGGAACCUAGAAUCUGGAGCAUUGUACAGCUCUCCUAGUAUUUACCUAGCAGCAACAUGUCGUUUGGGAUAAUGUAUUCAUUUUUUUUACCUCUUUAGUCUGUAAAUUCAUAUGCUGCUUGAAUUUCUAGUUUUUUAAAAAUUAAAAUUUUCUGAGCAAUGAGAAUUGGUAAGGAUUUGAGAACAAUGAAGGAACCUCUACACACAAUUUGAUUUACUUUAUUUGAUAUCUUCAUAUACAAUACAUCAAAUCAAAUAUUUCUUUAUUCUGGAAAAAUCUUUCAGUACAUAAGUGAGAGGUCCAAAUUCAACAAUAAAACAAUCAAGUAACAAAAAUAUAAUGUAACAGACAAAUUUCAACAUAUACAUACAAAAUUAAUACCAAUUACAGGGAAACUGGAGUGAUAUCUUAAGUGACCUUUAAAUCCCUACUUUAUAUAUACAAUAUUUUCAAAAAGGGUUUCUGAAAAUCUAUGACAAUGAAAUAAUAGAGUCUGCAUUAAAAUGUUUGGUUUGCAAUGUUGAGGUUUAAGGCAAUUCAGCCAAUGCUAGCACAAAUGGUACUUUUGCAUAACUUUGAUUUUUUUUUCCUAAAUACUGAUACACUAAAAUCAUGGCUAGCACUCAAUGGAUUUUACAAUUAUUACUGCCCUCCCUAUAUGGUAAAGUAUCCACUGGUUAAGUAGUCGGCAAGAAACCUUGUAAAAAAUUAUAAAAUUCUGAUUUUUCACUUUUGGUAUUUUUCAAAAUGAAUUAUUGUCCAUGUUAUCUGUUCACAAUUUUCUUCUUGAUUGGUUGUACACGUUUUGCUGAUACAUCUACUUAACAAAAACAUUUUACAAACUAAUGAAUGCCAUUAAGUGGUAAUGUUAAGUGCAUCUCAAUCUUUAAAUAAUUAAAAAUUAUUAAUAUUAUUGUUAUUGAAAUGAUUAAUUUAAUAAUUUUUAUUUUAACUGAAUAAAUUUAAUAUUAAAUUACUUCCAUGAUGUAAUUUCCAUCAAAAUUUUAAAAUGAAUUUUUGAGAAAGUGUUUCUUUAAUGAAAUAAUAGGCAUGGUUUCCCAAAGGCAACUCAGGGCGUGUUAUAUUAUACCAAGGUGUAUUAGAGCGCGAGUGAAUUAUGUGUGUGGCCAUUAUUUGCUUUUUUAUUUAUAUAUUUUAUGUUUUAUUUUUAACCCAAGAAGUUUUUGUGCAUUUUCCUGUAAGGUAUCGUAGUUAAUUAUAUAUGUAUGCAGAUACCAAAACAUUCGCCUGUGCCUUGUCAUCGUCGUAUGUUACUCCCAGUCUUUUAUUCGGCUUUGUAGACAUAGCCAGCUAUCAGACGUGUUGUAUCGAGUUUGUGCGAAAUUGGAGGUUGUUGUGUUAUGUGGGUAUAAUGAUGAUAAUAUACGUCGUCACAUCAAAGAUAUUACCUGUACAGGUUUGCAUUAUUGAAUGGAAUUCUAUUUGAUUAUUUAAGAUGAUUUAUUUAGUGACCAUGUAGAUGAUGACCAUAGGUGAUGACUGUAGGGCUUCAUCCUAUUUCAAUAGUGAGUGUCUUCAAAUUUUAUCUCAUAGGAAAAUGAAAUAUGUGUUUCUUUGUAGUGAUGAACUUUAUUGGUUUUGAAAAAGAGUACAACAUUUGACGUCAGUUUGUAGUUUAAAUUGGAGAACAAUAAUUAGUCUCAUGAAUAUGCAUGAGCUGGUAACCACAGCCCCUCCCCCAUGGAGAUGUUAAUAUAAAUUUAUUAUAAGGGCAUUUUAACAGAUAGUUUAGCCUAAAUUCCCAUCAUAGGCUUUUGUUAAUUAGUAGAUGAUGCAAAGACAUAGUAUAUAAUUAAACACAGGUAUGAAAUAUUGAAUAUUAGACUGCCGUUGUGGUCAAUUAAAAAGACCGCAUUUGUGGUCAAUUAAUAUA